AUGCCGGCGGUGAGAUUUCCGCUGGAGGGGUUCGGUGACGACCUCCAAAGAAACAGGCAAGAGAUACAUUCGUCGUCCCAUAAGACGCCUCUCGGCGGAAAGACGGUGAAUGCGCUCCCUUCUGUGCCGAUUCCGCCGGUGGCAGUAUUGGGAGGAGGGCGGGCCGGAGAAUUGGGAGCAUUGGCAGGGGUGUUACCUGCCAUGACACAAGACCACCGAGAAUCCAAGGUGGAGCACCCGCCGAAGACCUCAUCAGGCGGGUUCUCGCUUGGAAGGGAGCCGACGAGGGCCCACAAAUCAACUGCGAAGAUCGACCCGCAUCCAGCGUCGGAGAGUAUUGGGGAGAGUGCUUGGCGUCCCCUUCCGCGAUGGUGCGCAUUCAUCGUUGUUACGGUGAGGUCGAUUUCCUACAUGCCGGCGGUGAGAUUUCCGCUGGAGGCGUUCGGUAAUGACCUUCAAAGAAACAGGCAAGAGAUACAAUCAUCGUUCGUAAGACGACCCUCGGCGGCACGACGGUGA
Ectocarpus siliculosus is the source of this 519-nucleotide messenger RNA. Lineage: Eukaryota; Phaeophyceae; Ectocarpales; Ectocarpaceae. The record is from the annotation of a GenBank genome assembly.